CCCUUUCCCACGUGUUUCUCAAUCAUCACAUGACUCUGUCCAAAGUGAAGUAUUGAAAUGGCCGACGUCCUCAAAAAACACCAGCUCGAAUCCGCUCUCUACGCGGAGAAGAAGGAAAUCUCUUCUGGCCGACUCAAGGAUGAGAACCCUCUCGAUACCAGCCCCGAGUUCAGGAAGUUCUGUGAGGCAUGUCGUCGAGGCCAUCUCCGCGUCUGUCAAGAGCAAAUUGGAACGGGAAAGAUCAAUAUUAAUGCCCGAGACGAGUAUGACUAUACGCCACUGAUUCUUGCGUCACUAUGUGGGCACUACGAAGUCGUCCAAAUGCUGCUGGAGCAAGGUGCUCUAUGCGAACGAGACACGUUUCAGGGGGAACGGUGUCUGUACAAUGCAUUGAAUGAUCGCAUUAGAAAUCUGCUACUGCAGUACGACUACAGCAAGUCCACGAACCCUUUGCAGCCAUUGGCAGCGCAUGUCACUAGUCUCCUCACUCGUGACACUCCCAAGACGGCAGACAUUACCGUCCAGGCGGGCCAUGAUACUUUUGAUCUCCAUAAAUUCGUGCUUAGCGCGAGAAGUCCAUACUUUGCUCAGAAGCUUGCUGCUGCGCCCGAGACCAAGUUCUGGAAACUUGCGAGUUCGAUUGCACCACGAUCAUUCGAAACGUGCAUCAGGUAUCUAUACAUGGCAGAGGUUGGCGUUGAUCUUGGCGAAGACGACGAGGCACGAGCCACUCUGGCUGGAAUCGAUACAUUGAGUCGACAAAUGGAAAUACAGCAGCUCUAUCAGGACUUACUUUCAUCUGGAGACCGACGUCAAGCGAGACAAAGAAGGACCGAAGAGGUGUCGCGAAGUCGAGACCAGUUGGCUACUUGGUUCUCUGAUAACAUCCUCAAACACAAGACCACCGUGGCGACAGAAAAGGUCGAUGGCGUAAAGUGGGAUCGCAACAACACCAUCUUCGCAGACGUACUUCUCCGUGCCGAUGAAGAUGAGGGCGGAGGAGAAGAAUCUGGGCCACCGCUAACCACAACACGACAAACGGAAGGACCACUCAACGGCAUCCCCAUUGGGCGCUUCAACAACAAUAAUGACAACCAACAUCCUUCACAAAAACCUCGCCAGUCCGUCCUCUUCCCCUGUCAUCGAGCCAUGCUCCUCCGAUCCGAAGUCUUCGCCACCAUGUUCGCCUCUUCCUUUCGCGAAGCGCAAGAAUCUCCCCACCUCCAAAUUAUCCCCGUAGACUGCUCUCCCGAAGUCCUCGAAAUCAUUCUCACCUUCAUGUACACGGAAAAAGCCGAUUUCCCACUCUCCAUCGCUUUGGACGUACUCCAUGCCGCCGACAUGCUCUUCAUCGAACGCCUCAAACAACGAGCUGCCCUUUUAAUCAGUACCCUAGGAGCCGGAUCUGUAUUUGCACAAAAAGACACCUCGACUACUACCACCACCAAAAACAACAAACGCAUCACCACCAACCUCGAAGAAGACGACGACGACAACGACGACGAAGAAGAAGAAGAAGAAGACCUCCUCCCCUCCUCCCUCGACAUCUACGACGUCGUCCGCGCCGGCUGGGACACCCGCGUGCACCGCCUCGAAGAAUUCGGCGCGCGAUACAUUGCCUACCAAUUAGAAAAAUACAUCGAUGAGCCCGACUUCCGCCUUUUGGUCCGCGAAUCCGCGAAUCGCAUUUCUCAGAGAGAAGAAACUGAUACGGUCGAAUUGAUUGAUGAUGUUAGAUAUUAUCUUUCGGAACGCUUUCGUUUGAGGUUUGAGGAUACCGGGUUUGAUGAGACUUUUGAUGAGGGUGGGGGUGGUGAUGUAGAGGGGGAGGGGGAGGGUGAUGGUGGUGGGGUGGAUAAGGAUGCUACUAUACUACAGGAUCAACAACAGCAACAGCUUCAAGAAAUUGAAGGUCAAGUAGUGAUUCGUACACUUGAUGGAGAAAUUGCAGGAGAUGAAUUUGCCCAAGAUGCGUUGAAUUAUCAGAUUUUGUUGGGCAAAAUUGAUACGUUGAUGGAGAAUUUGGGGUUGGAU
Messenger RNA from Sphaerulina musiva SO2202, 2034 nucleotides. RefSeq names its product ankyrin repeat and BTB/POZ domain-containing protein 1. The annotation marks the transcript as partial. The record is from RefSeq and is a predicted model, not a curated record. The transcript has 2 exons. Gene Ontology annotation, cellular component: ubiquitin ligase complex; cytoplasm. NCBI's taxonomy places the organism in Eukaryota, Fungi, Ascomycota, Dothideomycetes, Mycosphaerellales, Mycosphaerellaceae. Gene Ontology annotation, molecular function: protein binding.